Cinara cedri is the source of this 2186-nucleotide messenger RNA. NCBI's taxonomy places the organism in Eukaryota, Metazoa, Arthropoda, Insecta, Hemiptera, Aphididae. The record is from the annotation of a GenBank genome assembly.
AUGGCCAAGAUAAUUUAUCUUUUAUAUUUUUACUUGUUUUAUUUUAACACUUGUUUCUCAUUACAGUCUACAGAUACUAAAUCUAUGUAAGUAUAUAAAUUAUAUAUAAAUAUAUAUAUAUAUGUUUUAAAUACAUUUUGGAUUGUUCUGUUUGAACAAGUCUAAUUUAUUGAACCACUGUUUUUGUUUGAAAAACUUAUUUGACAUUAAUUCAUAGAAUAAGUUUUCAUACAUCAUUAUUAAGGAAGUUAUGACAGAAAAAAUUAAAAAAACAAGAUGUUUUUAUUUCUUUAUGCUGAAAUAUAUGGGGGGUUUUAAUGAUGGAAGAUCAUAGUGCAAUUAGAUCUUUUUUGUGAAUUAUUACUUUAGAAAUUCUAGUGGUUUUAAAACCGUAUACAUAACCUUCACGGAACAAACAAGGGUUCCAGGGCAGCUUCAUUCAUCAACUCAAAUUUUGUCAUAUGGCCCUCUAGUAUCUAAAAUGCACACCUAAACUGCUAUAUGUGAAACCAGGCUUUUGGUUACUUCUGUUCGCUCUCAAAAUGUUUUAAUUCUUUUAGAAUCAGCAAUAAAAAACACAACUUUUCUUUAAAAAAAAUUGUUGUUAAAAUAGACUUAUACUGUUCUGUUUAUACUAUUAAAUUUAUACCUAUACUAUACAAUUUUUUACCUAUUAUUAUUAUAUUUUUUUUUCUGCGUUUGAACCAAAAGCAGUGAGGGAUCUGUUUUCACAAUACUUCCCCAGUCAUCAUUUAUUGAAAAUUACAGCUAAUAUACCUAUUUUAGAUACUGUUUCAUCUAACAGACUAACAUAUAUAGGUAACUAAAAAACUAUACAACAAACUAAAGUAAUCCUGUGUCUAACUUAACUAACUUAACAUUACUGUUGUUGCCCUCACUCGUGUUAUCCUCCCUGUUGGUGACCCGGUUCACCAGUCUGGAGUCACUUUUUGGAACUUAACUUCAUAUUACAUAAACAUAAUACGUAAAUGCAAUGCAAUUUAUAUAAAAUAAAUUUAAAUGUGUAUGUACCUGUUAUAUAUGUCUCAUAUAUCUUAUUUAAAUUUUGAUUGUUGAUUCUUUCUAUAGUGAUGUUCUACCUGAUGUAUGUGAAAAUCGUUUGCAAUUGUUUGCCAACGAAACAGCUAAUUUUACUUUAUGCGUAAUCACUAAUGCUCGGCCAAUUACUGUGUGUGAAAAUUGUGCGAAUGAGUAUUAUCGGGUACUUGAGAGAUAUGAAGCCAUCCAAAAAGUAACAAUUUAAUGAUAUGAUUCUGUAUUAAUUCAAGUUGUAUUUCUUUUUUCUUUUUUAUUUCAGCUACAUGUUAAUGACAGUGAAGUAGAUUGUCGAAUAUUUUUAACUAAUAUUGAUCGGUUACAAGUGGUGUAUGCAAGUUAUAAUUAUGUUUUAGAUAUGUGGGAAAAAGCAUCUUGUAAAUGUUUGUACAUCAAUAUAAUUAGUGUGUACAUAUAUUUUAAAUACAAAAAGAUAACAUAAGUUUUAUUUUGUUGUUACAGUGUGUUUAAAUUUAAAUGGAACGCUCAAUGAUAAAACUAAAUAUAUAAUGCAUUUAGGGGAUGUGUUGGAUUCUUGUGUGACAAAGCACAUAAUAAAUGGUACGAAUCAUAGCUCAUCACUUUGUACAGAUUGCAAAGAAGCUUAUAUGACAUUAAACAGUUACUAUAUUACACAUAAAAUUGAUAAUGUAUUUUGUAUGGAUGUUGUUGAUUUAGUAAGUUUAAAUUUAUUAAUGAAUUCAUUUUGAAAUUUUUUUUUUAAAAUCAAUUAAUUUGUAUAGAUUAAUAAUACACAAACUGAAUGGAGUUUAAAAUGGAAAUGUCAUGUAUCUAAUUAUGAUUCUGAAUGGGUUUUAUUAUUCAUUUCAUUUAUUGUACUUCUGCUGCCUGUUAUGUUUUAUUUUAUUAAUUGGUUAUUUUCUCAAGAAAGAUCAAACACAUUAAUAUUUCGUAAGUACUUUUAUACAAUCGAUAAUAAAUCAUUCUUUAUUUCCAUACAUUAGCUUGGACCCACAAAUGUAUACAAUUUACACCAGAGUUCAAUUGUUAAAUACAUCUAAAUAAUAAUAUAAUAUUAAUUGCAUUUUAAUUAUUUUUUAGAAAAUCGUUGGCAUGAAAGAUUUACUAAUAAUGCAGCAUCAACAUCAAAUUAUGUUGUCAUAACAUAA